Bactrocera tryoni is the source of this 2567-nucleotide messenger RNA. RefSeq names its product protein fork head-like. The coding region runs from base 1045 to 2544 and encodes 499 amino acids. Gene Ontology annotation, molecular function: DNA-binding transcription factor activity, RNA polymerase II-specific; transcription factor binding; RNA polymerase II cis-regulatory region sequence-specific DNA binding. Lineage: Eukaryota; Metazoa; Arthropoda; Insecta; Diptera; Tephritidae. The record is from RefSeq and is a predicted model, not a curated record. Gene Ontology annotation, biological process: regulation of transcription by RNA polymerase II; anatomical structure morphogenesis; cell differentiation. The transcript has a single exon.
AGAGCUCAAGCCAAAGAGUACUCGAGCGCGCACAGCUGCCGAAAAAGUAGAAACGGACAACCGAUAACCGAACUGCAUUGUGAAACGCUAGAGUCAAGUUGGAAGCGCUUGCUUUGGCUUUGCUAUUUUCUAUAACGAUUUUUGGAGUCUUUGUUUGCCAGAUGCAUUGUCUAACUGUAGUGUACGGCUAUCGCGGCUGACGGUACGACACGUUCAUCCGCACAAAUUGAAAUUAAUCCAAUCAAACCAACCGAUUGUCGAAGCGUCAUUUCUAGUGUCGUAAUAGCUUAAUAGCUUACAAUAUCGAAAUUCGAAAGAACUUUAUUUUACUUACGAACUGACACAACGCGAAUUCGCUGGAAAAAAUUACGUGCAUAACAAAUAAGUAUAUAUAAAACAUAUAAUAAUAGAAGAUACGUAAGAAAAAUAUAAUAAAAAUAAAAGAAUAAAAGACGAAGAGGUGUUAAAAGGUGGCAAGGAAACGUUAGUGAACGCGCAUGAAGAGUGUAAAAUUCGAUUGAAGUGAAAAGCCGAAGAAGAAAAGUGUGUGUGAAAGCAAGUGGUAAUCGCAAUUGAUUUUCAAGUCUUGAAUUUAAGAAAAACUGACAAUAUUGCGAGCUGAUUUGUUUUAUCAAAGCCUGAACAGCAGCUACAGACCUGGUGCAUGCGCGCUGCCACGACUCACCUUCCAACGAGUGUGAAAUCCCACGUCGAAACGCGCUGACAAGUGAGCACGGGUGAAACAUGCGAUUGCAUCUCUAUACAUACAAAAACAAAAAUAAAAAUCUGAAAAAAUAAUAAAAAUAAUUUCAACGGAAAACUGUGUCUUCAAAGAAAUCUCACUUGGUAGCGCACGCACAAUUAAAAAAAUAGCGAAAAGCGUAGCUCGUCAGUGACAAAGUGUGCGCGUCGUUUAUUUCCGUCGGAAAUUUGUUUUGAAUUGGUAUUUUUUAUACGUGCGACCAGUGAACAGCCGCCAACAUAACGGCGCAACUAUUGAACAGUUUCCUGAAGGGAUCGCCCCACCAGACGACGAUCGACAUCAUGCAAAAGCUCUACUCGGAGGCGCCAAGCAACGGGCCUCCGGUGAGCAUGAGCAGCAGCGUCGGUGCUGGUAGUGGUGGUGGUUCCAGUAGUGCCGGUGCCGGCGCUAACGGUGGCGGUGGUGGCAGUGGAGGCGGCGGUGGUAAUCCUACAAAUCCGCAUCCGAAUCACCCGACCAGCAACGGUGGCACAAUGAGCCCGCUUGCGCGUAGCGCAUACACCGCCAUGAAUUCGAUGGCCAUGCCCGUCGGGGGCAUGUCGUCAGUAUCGCCCCAGACUGCCGCCUUUGGUGCGCUGGAAUCCGCCGCAGCGGUGGCAAGCAUGAGCGGUAGCAUGGGUGCCGCAGCGGCUAUGAAUUCCAUGGCUGGUAAUUGCAUGACACCGAGUUCGAUGAGUUAUGCCUCGAUGGGUUCGCCGUUGGGUAAUAUGGGCAAUUGUAUGGGUGGUGGUAUGUCGACAAUGGCCGCUAUGGGUGGCUACUCGUCGAUGGCGGCAGCAGCUAGUGCACGUGAGUUGGAUACAGGUUCGCCGAACUCGCUUAAUCGCGCACGCAUAGAUAAGCCCACAACAUACCGUCGGAGUUACACACACGCCAAACCGCCAUACUCGUACAUCUCGCUAAUCACAAUGGCGAUACAGAAUAAUCCGACACGAAUGCUUACGCUAUCGGAAAUCUAUCAAUUCAUAAUGGAUUUGUUUCCAUUCUAUCGCCAGAACCAGCAGCGUUGGCAAAAUUCAAUACGUCAUUCGUUGUCCUUCAACGAUUGCUUCGUGAAGAUACCGCGCACACCGGACAAGCCAGGCAAAGGUUCCUUCUGGACAUUGCACCCCGAUUCGGGCAACAUGUUUGAGAAUGGUUGCUAUUUGCGACGCCAAAAACGUUUCAAGGACGAGAAGAAGGAGGCGCUACGCCAACUGCAUAAGAGCCCGUCACAUAGCAGCCUCGAAGCAACAAGUCCCGGCAAGAAGGAUCACGAAGAUUCGCAUCACUUACACCACCAUCACAGCCGAUUGGACAACCACCAGCAGCAUCAUCACAGUAAAGACGUGACAGGCGCCACAGUGGGUGGCGCAGGCAGUGUGCUCAGCAGCGCUGUCAGUCGUGAUCAACUGGCUAUGAUGCAAGCCAAUGCAGAGCUGUGUUUGGGGCAACAAGCGGCGCAACAUGCACCCAGCCAUCACCAUCAGCAACAUCACCAGCUGCAGCAUGAAGAGCUCUCCGCCAUGGUGAAUAGAUGCCAUCCAUCAUUGAUCAGCGAUUAUCACCCCUCCAUGCAUCAUCUGAAGCAGGAACCAUCCGGUUACACACCAUCCAGCCAUCCGUUCUCGAUCAAUCGACUAUUACCCGAGUCCAAGGCGGACAUCAAGAUGUACGAUAUGAGUCAGUAUCCCGGCUAUAAUGCGCUUAGCCCAUUGACGAAUACACAUGCGGCCUUAGGACAGGAUUCGUACUACCAGAGUCUCGGCUAUCAUGCGCCAGCCGGCACGACUAGCUUGUGACAUCACCAGUACCCAUUGGCUUA